AUGAUGCUACACUGCUGAUAUGAAUGCAUGACGGGAUGAGGUCACUGACAUCCUGUUGGUCAGAUAAGAACAGAACGUCUAUUCGACACAAGUCUCUUUUUUAACGUUUAACGUGCAAAGGGAAGCAUCAAUGAACCCUAACCCUUAACUGUAGAGAUGUAUAUAUAAACUACUUUUUUCAGAAUAGACAAAUUAUUUGAUGUGCAUUAACCAAUAACGGUUCACAUUCUGAACAUUGGCUUGUCGUUGGGCGUUUAUGAAUAAAGGAAGAGAAGACUCAUUUGUCAGUUGACCCUCCAGCUAUGUGGCUUCCACUUCUCUUUUUCCAACUGCUCGGAGUGGUGGGAUCGAACCAGCAGGUCCUCGGCUUCCUUGGAGAAAGCGUGACCCUGUCCCCUGCCCUAGAUGUGACCCAGCGGAAUAUUUCCUCCAUCAAAUGGCUCAUCCUGUCCAACGACACAUGGAUCGCGACCUACCAAGGCGGGAUAACCAACACCAACCAUUUCUGGCAGUACAGGGGAAGGCUCAACCUCGACAUCUCGUCAGGUGACCUGACGAUCAAAAAUCUGAUCAAAAAGGAUGCCAUGAAGUACGUUUUUGAAGUUGGUUUCCAAGGAGAUGAAGAAAUCAGCCGCAAGUUUGUCCUCAGAGUUGAACAACGCCUCGCGCAGCCUCGGGUCACCAAGCACCACGGCUGGUCGGAGGACGGCAGCUGCACGGUGACACUCCUGUGCUCCUCGCCGAACGCUUCCGUGAACUUCACUUGGAGCUCCACGCCUCUCGCCACGAUCCUGUUCGAGGGGUUCCGUGCAAAUACUGCCUACCUCCUGGCCUCCAUGCGAGCAGACCAAGUGGUCAGCUUCACCUGCAACACCGCCACAGCGCUGGAGUCCACCAGCGACACUCUUAAUGUCGAGUGUGUUCGCGAGCCAAUCCCAAAGCCCACACCGCACCCUCCCCAUUGUGUUGCCUUUGGUUAUGGUGUUCUCCUUGGGAGCUGCCUUGGUAUUCUGCUUGCGAUGAUAACGUAUAUCCUCAGAGAAAGAAUUGAAGAUUGUAUUUACUAUCUCACCGAUAAGUGAUGUGCAACAAACAAACCAUAUUCUUCUCUAAUAUGUAUUCUGGCAUACAGAGGGGUUUGGAUGACUGGUCCGUUUGUCUCAAUUGGCUUACUGAUUAUGUGGCUUAACCUGAUCUAAAUAACCCUUACGGUAUUUAACCCUUCAAAUGGAGCACCACUUCCCUCACAGAGAAUAUAAUCUCUGAAAACAAAUGUGUCCAAAUGAAGAUUGUGGUAUUUGAAGCAUUCUGGUCUCUGUUUGUAGUCUGAGUAAUCUUGACCAAUCAAGUUCGUGCAUGCUGUGGUUGCAUGCAGAUAAACUGUCCGUGUGGAGAGCAACAAUCCCGGGUCCCAUCGGCAAGCGCUGACGACAGUUGCGCUUUUUUCUUUGCCUUGAUAUCGUUCUAUAGAGACUAGUGGAGAAAAUGAUGUUAACGUCACUAAAAGAGGUUACGUUGAGGUAGUUAUGAUGCAUCUUAAAUUAUUACAAUUUAAGUUUCAACCUAGCUAGUUACAGCGGAGGAGUGUGAACUUUGCACUUGAACUUAUGAACAGGUUUACCAUGGAGAGGCUGCGAGAGGCUAACUAUUACUAUAACAUCAGCGGGUGUCCAUACAGGUUUGAUUUUGACAUCAGCCUAGCGGUUAGUUUGCGGUGUGUUCUAAAUGACACAAAGUCACGCCUUUUCUAUUUUUUUUCCAAGGUAAACGAGGCCGGUCAAGCUAACGUUUGGGCCGUUGUUGGCCUUACACGCUAGCAUUCUGCUAAUGAAUGCUGAUUGGUCAGGGACGGACUUGCGACUGAUUACGACCAGAGAUGGCAUCUGAAGCUGAAGCACAAUCAGAAACAUUAUCUUAAGGAGGACCUUCCGUCAAAGUUAAUUUUUGCGUGAUGUAUUUGUAUUUUCCUGCUGGCACUUUUAUCUUUUAUAUAGUUAUGUAUGGUGAAAGUACAUGGGUAUAAAUGGGAUUUCUUCCAUUUCUUGUGUUCAAUGUUCAAUGUGUUAUAUACAUGAUACGGUAUGACAACCUUAAAUAAUACGGUCAAUGUCCCGCUCAAUAUCAUUUCAUCUGUCAUUGUCUAUUUUUCGAAAAUAAAGACAGUUUUAAAGAAAAA
This is a messenger RNA of Gadus morhua (Atlantic cod), 2176 nucleotides long. Its product is annotated as SLAM family member 9. Lineage: Eukaryota; Metazoa; Chordata; Actinopteri; Gadiformes; Gadidae. The record is from RefSeq and is a predicted model, not a curated record. Gene Ontology annotation, cellular component: membrane. The coding region runs from base 303 to 1082 and encodes 259 amino acids. The transcript is spliced from 8 exons.